Molecule: messenger RNA, 1364 nt
Organism: Exophiala viscosa
Lineage: Eukaryota; Fungi; Ascomycota; Eurotiomycetes; Chaetothyriales; Herpotrichiellaceae
Product: RPAP1-like protein
Exons: 1
Coding region: 18-1265 (415 amino acids)
Biological process (GO): transcription by RNA polymerase II
Source: RefSeq, a predicted model, not a curated record
CUGCACACCACCACGGCAUGGCGAUACCUGGCCAAAGAUUUGAGCUCGACCUCGACGCUCCAGGCUUUACGUUCAACCCUAUCGACGAUGCCACUUCACCAGACCUGGACGUCCCCUUUGCCGUGAGGGAAGUCCGAGAACACGAUGCCGAAGCCAUACCUGCAGCGCCUUCCCAGAAAUCCUCAAAAUCUGGAUUCCCCGAACACAAAAGUCGGCGCAACAUUUCUGCCUUUAAACAGAGACAACAAGCCAGACCUUCUCCGGCACGACCCUCGGUUCCCACCGAGGUAGAACCUUCAGACCGCGCAAUCGCUAAUCAUGUGGGCAAGAAAUACGGAGUGGAUCUCGAGAGCCAGCAAAAAGCGGAAAUCAGCGAGGAGAACACGAGACGUAUUGCUGAGAUGUCGGUAGAGGAUAUCGAGGAGGCCAGAGCUGAGUUGAUGCGCAACCUGAAUCCAUUCUUUGUGGAGCGUCUUCUGAAGCGUGCCAACAUCGAGGAGGAUCAACAGCAGUGGCCUGAAGACAAUCCAGAUGAGGACACAAGGGAACAAAACAGUGGUACAAUCCUCGAUUCGGCCACUCUCGAAGAUACUCCAGUACCAACAUUGCCAGCACAUGGUGAACCAGCUGGCCCCUCCAUGCACUUCCCUGUACCACCUCGGUCGAAAGACGAAUACGUCCCUCUAGAUCCAAACGACCCAGCCUUCUUCUCUGAGCUCAAAUCACACUAUUUCCCUGAUACUCCCCACGACCCUUCCUCCAUGACCUGGUUACAAGACCCGACCGAAGAAGAAAAGCAGGACUCGUUAUACAACCCAGAAAAAGAAUCGUACCUGACCUCCGCACUACGUUUUGGAUUCAACGGGCGCCUGAUACCGCCCAAGGAGAGCCUGGAAAUUGAUGUCAAAGAGGGUCUGCAUCAUCAUGGUGAGGCUCCAAGCAGCGCAGGUUAUACAAUACCCGAACUUGCAAUGCUCUCAAGGUCGACACUGCCCAACCAACGAUGCAUAGCUUAUCAGAUCCUGGGUCGAGUCCUUUACAGAUUGGGACGAGGAGACUUUGGACCUAGAGGGAGUGAACUUCACGAAGCACUAUGGUCAGUCAUUGAAAAGGAAAAACCAGUGGAAGUGAUGAUGGCAGAAGCAAACCGUCAAGGCGGACAUGUUAGUGCCAAAGCGCAUGCCACCGAAGCUUUGUGGCUUUGGAGGAAGGGAGGUGGCGGCGACCGAGGUGUCUUGAAACCGGGCCAGACCUUGGGAAGAUGAGGUCAAUACGAGUACGAUGAUAGAACCAUUGACGAAAGAGUGCUGGCAUGAACAGGCACUAAUAUCCAUGCUCAAACAAGGGGGAUGCGCCAGUCUCAC